This is a messenger RNA of Pistacia vera, 1072 nucleotides long. RefSeq lists its product as uncharacterized. The record is from RefSeq and is a predicted model, not a curated record. Gene Ontology annotation, biological process: RNA processing. NCBI's taxonomy places the organism in Eukaryota, Viridiplantae, Streptophyta, Magnoliopsida, Sapindales, Anacardiaceae. Bases 1 to 1014 code for a protein of 337 amino acids. Gene Ontology annotation, molecular function: RNA binding; RNA methyltransferase activity. The transcript has 4 exons.
AUGGACACAGGGAAAAUUGCAAAUGCAGGCAUUGAAUUUGUUACUUAUCCUCCUGUUUUCAAACGCACAAAUGCUAAUUCCAAGCUACCAACUCAUUUGAAUCACGAUGAUGGUUGCGCUGGAGUGGUUAAAUUUGAUUUGCCUUCUCAUGUUAAUUCCAUUUCUAGCACUUCUAACCCAUUUGUCAAACACUGCCUCAAGCUCCGCCAUAGCUCAUCUUAUCGCCACUCUCAUUCUUCUGCUCUCGUUGUUGGUACUACUCCCAUCAGGGAAAUAUAUGAAAGGUCAUUGCAGGAUAAAUCUUUCAGAAUGGAUUGUUUACUAUUACUUGACAAAGUGAAAAUUCCAGAAGAGCUAGAGGAUAUUUCUGCUCGUACUGUGCGUGUUAGCUCUGUGGUGAUGAAAAAAAUUUCUGGGGUACAAUCAUCUGAAUCUAUUGAAGCAAUUGCCUUGAUGAAACUUCCAACAAGUUUUAUCAGUAUAGAGGUCAAUCAAAAAGAGACAAAUUGUCAGAGUUGGUUCCCAUCUAGUCACAGAAUUCUAGUCCUCGAUGGGAUUCAGGACCCAGGUAACCUAGGUACAUUGCUCAGAUCAGCUAUGGCCUUUAAAUGGGGUGGUGUUUUCCUACUUCCUGGCUGUUGUGAUCCAUUCAAUGAGAAAGCUCUCCGAGCUAGCCGUGGAGCCUGCUUUCAGCUCCCCAUGGUUUCUGGAAGUUGGUAUCAUCUUGAAGCUCUUAAAGGUGUGUUUCAAAUGAAGUUACUAGCUGGACAUCCGGAGAGUAAUGAUGAAGAUAGACGGGUGGCACGGCUGUCCCAAGAAUUCGUGGAUUCUUUAGCAGAUGUCCCAGUAUGCUUGGUUUUGGGUAGUGAAGGGAAUGGCCUUUCAGAUAAAUCUCAGCGGGUAUGUGAACUUGUGAGUAUACCGAUGCCCGGAGAAUUUGAGUCUCUUAAUGUUUCUGUGGCGGGAGGAAUUUUCUUGUAUAUGUUACAACCAAAGAUUCAGAGAUUCAUCUAAUUGUCGUGAAAUUAAGAGGGUUUAUGAAAAUUAACUCUAAGGAGUCUAAAACAUUUAA